Messenger RNA from Ylistrum balloti, 4335 nucleotides. RefSeq names its product Fanconi anemia group D2 protein-like. Gene Ontology annotation, cellular component: condensed chromosome; nucleus. Gene Ontology annotation, biological process: homologous chromosome pairing at meiosis; interstrand cross-link repair; mitotic intra-S DNA damage checkpoint signaling. Gene Ontology annotation, molecular function: DNA polymerase binding. Bases 1 to 4335 code for a protein of 1444 amino acids. NCBI's taxonomy places the organism in Eukaryota, Metazoa, Mollusca, Bivalvia, Pectinida, Pectinidae. The record is from RefSeq and is a predicted model, not a curated record. The transcript is spliced from 40 exons.
AUGGCUGGUGACCGAUCAAGAACGUCCAGCAAGAGAAAGGGAUCUGACCACAGCACUGACCAACAGAAGGGAGCAUUAGCUAAGAAGAGGAAGACUUCUAAUGAAGACGAAAACUUUUCCAAUGGCUCUGUGUUUUGUCAGCUGCUUGGAAAAUGUGGACUUACAUUAAAGAACAGCAAAAAGUUCAACACAUUAAAUGUGGACCAAGCUAUAUUCCAACGAAACCUGCAGAUGGCUCUGAAAUGUCCUGAGGUUGUGGAUGAGUUUGUUGAAGGUUUCCUUGAGUUCAUUGAAGACCAGACAAGAUUUCACUACAGCCUUCUCCCAACCAGUUCAACAUCAGACUGUGAUCUGGCACGGAACGGAGGACAGGACUGUGUUAUACGUCUUAUGUUGGGUGUGGACAUACUGCAGCCAAAGUUGAUGAAUGCUUUACUGGAGAAGCUUGCAGAGUUCAUGGAAGACGAAGAUCAUUCUAUAUUUGAUCAUGGAGAGAAAGUGAACAUACCUCGCCUGCUGAUGUGUCAAUUUAGGUGGCUGGAUAACAUCGUCCAUGGCAAGGAGGUGACAGAUAAGAUGUUGGAAAUGAUUGGCAUCGUGUCCCUUGAUAUACAAAGGGAAAUAAUCACCUGCCUUCCUGAAGUUGUGGAAGAUUCUGAGCAUGGAGAAAUAGCUAAAGCCCUAAGGGAACUUCUGCUGCAGAAUAACCAAUUGACUGUUCCUGUACUGGAUGCUUUGUCUAACCUGACCCUUACUCCAGACCUGUUAUCUGAGGUGAGAGGAUCACUGCUGCUGACGUUGGCAUCAGUAAAGAUGGAAGAUUUACCAGUCGUUAUCAAGUUCCUUUUUGAGUCGGUCAACAAUCAGGACACUGUUGAGAUUGUGAAAGAAAUUCGUACCAAUCUUGACUUCAACUCCAGUUUCAACCCCAAGAUCACUUCCACACCAUUUACAGCCAAUGGAGGCAAGAGGGGAUCAGAGUCUGAGAUAGAGAGUGCCAGAGGCUCAGAGCUGCUAACCUUGGAUGCCAUCAAAUCAGGAAUACACUUCCAGAAAAAUGUAGCAGAAGCUUGGAUAAAGGUGAUUGAUGGGGUAAAACAGCCAGGUGACCACAAAGUGAUUGACAUUUUUGUUCUUCUCAUACUGCACACCACCAAUCGUAAGAAGGCUGUAGUGAGUCUUUUCCGUAACAAGAUUCGGGCUGGUGGCUUCACUGAGGUGUUGGUAAAGGCAGCAUUUAAGGCCCACUCACAGGUAAUGCGGGACUACUUUCCGUCCUUCUUGUCACUUGCAGAGAUUCUGCUGCGGUCUCCAGAACCUGCAGUCAUGUAUUUUGCUUGUGUUAUGUACAAGCAAGCAUUCACAGCAUUUGACUCCUUCUUUCAGCAGGAAAUUGUAGGAAACCUGGUGACUCACAUUGGAAUCGGGUUUGAAGGUGAGAUCGACUCUUCGCUUGACAUUUUGGCUGAACUUGUCGAUACACAUCUCUCAAUGAUGGCACCUUUUGCAAUAUUUGUCAAGGGUGUUCUGGAUUACUUAGACAACCUCUCUGUGAUACAGAUACGCAAACUCUAUUCCAUGCUGAGUAUGUUGGCAUUCAGGAAUUCUUCAGAAGGGGGACUCAUACAGGAUGACCUUCAUAUUUUGAUCAGGAAGCAGCUUUCCAGUAAUAUUCCAAAGUACAAGAGGAUGGGAGUGAUAGGGGCAAUCAUGAUCAUCAGGAGCAUCACCUGUAAAAGAACAAACCCAGCCAGUCUUCAACUUGAGUCUGUGCCUCUGACUGAUGAUCUCUACAAACAAGUGAUCAGUCUCCUACAGUUAGUUAAGACAUCAAGCAGCCGCAUGCCUGAGGUGGCAUCUCUCUUCAUGGAUGAGCUAGCAGCUAUCAUUCACGGUGGCCACAUUGAUUCUAAAAUUGAGGCAUGGAUUAGUGACAAUGUUAUCACAGACUUCCAGGACGAUUAUGUGGUUGACAUUGAGGAAGUACCAGAUAAAUGCAAGUUUGUGGUUCCAUUUGAGAUGAAAUACAGUCUAGAUGAUGAUGUGGAGGGAUCCAUUGCUAUCAAUAUCAUCCCACUGGUGGAAAGGAGUAUACAGGACAGGAAAAAACAGCAGCCGCAAAGGAAUGAAAAUGGAAGAUCUCCAGAUCCUGUGUGUCUAUCGUCUCAUUUCCGUCUACUGCGGAUCUGUGAAGAAAUGCAACAGGGAGAUCUUGCCAACAUUGAUGCACUUCUGGGUUGCCCACUAUUGCUGCCAUCCCCUGAGACUUUUGAGAAAAUUACGAGUUUAUCACACAGAGAGAAAGAGAUUGUUUGUUCAGCUCUGUUCACUGGCCUCAACUGGUUCAAAGAAAUUAUCAAUGCCUUUGCCUCCCAGGACGACCUUGAAAUGAAAGGCAAGGUCAUCAAAAGAGUUCAGAACAUUACAGAACUACAAGACUUGCUUGAGAAAUGCUUGGCAGCCACACCAAAUUUCAAACCUCAGCCUGCCAAUUUUGACUUUUGUGAAUGUCCUGCUCCAACUCUACAGACUGCUAAUGUAGUGAGUAAAAACAAGAAGAAGGGCAAGAAAACAGGCAAAAAGAAAAAGGCUGACAAAGAAAAUUCACCAGAAGAGGAGAGUGAUGAUAACAGUAAGAAUGCUUCAGUCCUAAGCAAAACAAUGGCCGACACACAGGUGGAUGAUGGAACAGAACAGUCUGAUCAAGCAGUUGUCAGUUUCAGUAAAUACAGACCUUUUCUCAGGGAGUUUGACAUCAGCGUUUUCACCAUUUUACAUACAGGAACAGUCAUGGACAAAGCAUUGGACACAGAUCUUAACACCAAGGCAACCACAGAGCUGUUGAUCCAGCCAAGACAGCUUGAGUUUCUGUUGGAGGAUCUUACCAGUAAACUAAACCACAUUCUGAUUUCCUCUACAUCUACACGGAGGUCGUUUUUCAAGACAAGGGUGGCGAAGAACAUAGGAUUUUCACGUUUGGAACAACAUUGUCCUAAAACAAUUGUUCUCAAGACAAUAAAGCUGUUACCAGCCCUGUGUAACCACCUGGAGGGUGCCAGCGGGUUUUUCCAGACCAUGAUUGCAGAAAAUGAUGGUGUGAUGGACGGACCAGGCAGUAAUAAGCCGGAGGCUAUCUUAAUGGGAUCCUGUUUCCAUCUAUUGCUACAGUGUUUACUGUCAUUAUUCUCAUGGAAUGGAUUCUUGAUGACAGAAAACAAGCCUCUUUUGAAGGAAGCACUAGGAGUCCUGGUGGCAAGGAUAAAGACAUUCACAGCAUCCCAGAUAGGGCUUAAAGAGCUUGUCAGAACCUCCUACCAGUACAUUGCAAAUUUUGCAAGUACAGUGCCAAACUUGACCACUUCAGUGACUUUACUCAGAGUCCUGCUCACACUUGGGGACAAAGUUGUCACUGAUGACCUUCAUUCCAAAAUAGCGACAAUAUCGGAGGAGUUCCUAAAGCGGGAAUGGAUUGGAACUGAUGGUGAGAGGGAGAAGGGAGCUAAAUAUAAUGAGAACCUACAGUUUGUACUUAGGACCUACCUCAGUUAUUCUGAGGACUCUUUGUCAUGUGUAGAAACCAUAGUGACCAAGGGAAUAACAGAGUUACUGGAGAUGGACAAGAAUGGCAGCUCUGACUUGUAUCCUACACUGACUAAACACUCAUUCUCAGUGUUCUACAGGAUAAUGUUCAAUGAAUUGAUUGGAUGCCUCAAAAUAAUCACACCUGUAAAACAAAGUGACACUAGAGAGAUGAAGCUAGACUGCCUGUUGAGAUGGAAUCAAACAGUUCGUAUAUUACACAUACUGGUGAACCUUAUCAAGGCUUUUGAUGGAAGGAUGAAUCUGGGAACAGCUCUGAAGUGUGGUCGCCAGUUCCUGGACAUAUUCUUGCGACAAGGAAUGCCACUGUUGGACAGCUUGUUUCGGUCACAUAGAGAAGAUAUUCAAAGUUUGCUCAAAAACCUACAGCUUAGUACACGUGCACUCCACCAUAUGUGUGGUCACUCAAAGAUAUUGAGAGACCUAGCACUGACCAAUCAGGUGCCAUUUUUGAAGAAAAGUCUGGAGACAUUUGUGUACAGAGUCAAAGUCAUGCUCACAGUCAACAAGUGCUUGGAGGCAUUCUGGCUUGGCAACCUCAAAAACAGGGAUCUUAAGGGUGAAGAAAUAAUGUCCCAGACAUCAGUUGUGGAAGAGGAAAAGGAAGAUGAAAGUGAUGAAGAGGAAUCUGUUCCCGAUGAAGAAAGUGAUGUGGAAAUGGAUAACCAGAGUGAGGCAGGAAGUGAUGAAACAAAAGGAGACAGUGAUAAUGAGUCCUGCAGUCAAAUGUUUUAA